Messenger RNA from Fonsecaea multimorphosa CBS 102226, 2529 nucleotides. RefSeq lists its product as uncharacterized. Gene Ontology annotation, cellular component: mitochondrion. The transcript is spliced from 2 exons. Gene Ontology annotation, molecular function: carnitine O-acetyltransferase activity. Gene Ontology annotation, biological process: carnitine metabolic process. The record is from RefSeq and is a predicted model, not a curated record. Lineage: Eukaryota; Fungi; Ascomycota; Eurotiomycetes; Chaetothyriales; Herpotrichiellaceae. Bases 1 to 2529 code for a protein of 842 amino acids.
AUGUCUUCCACAGGGACAGGAACGAGAUACUUUGCCCACCCUAAAUCCCUUGACGAGACGUUGAACAGUUCCCCUCGCGAGAACGGCGACCUCGCCAACAUGUCAAAAAGUCAAGAGGAGCAGUCGUUCGAGGCGGCCAAGGAGACCACGGCAUCCUAUACCAAGAAGGAGCAGGAGCCUGUCUCUUUGAAAAAAGAAGUUUCGAAGCCGGGGAUCACUUUCGCCGCUCAGGACAAGCUACCGAAGCUACCCAUCCCUGAGUUGGAUUCGUCUAUGAAGAAAUAUCUCGAUGCCUUGGCUCCGCUGCAGUCCCCGCAGGAGCACAACGACACAAAGGCUGCCGUUCGCGACUUUUUGGAGAAUGAAGGUAAGGAUCUGCAGGAGCGAUUGAAGAAGUAUGCCACGGGCCGAACUAGUUACAUUGAACAAUUCUGGUACGACUCGUACUUGAACUAUGACAAUCCCGUCGUUUUAAACCUCAACCCGUUCUUUCUGCUCGAGGACGAUCCCACUCCGGCGCGGAAUAACCAAGUCACCAGGGCUGCGUCCCUGGUGAUUUCUGCUCUCUGCUUUGUCAGGGCGGUGCGAAAGGAAGAACUGCCGCCCGACACCUUGAGAGGAACGCCGUUGUGCAUGUACCAAUACUCGCGACUCUUUGGGACUGCACGAGUGCCCACGGAGAAUGGAUGCAUUAUCGGUCAGGAUUCCGACUCCAAGCAUGUUGUUGUUAUGUGCCGCGGUCAAUUUUAUUGGUUUGACGUUCUCGACGACAACAACGACGUGAUCAUGACUGAAAAGGACCUUGCCAUCAACCUGCAGGUUAUUGUGGACGAUGCCGAGCAGACCCCGAUCCAGGAGGCUGCCAAAGGCGCCAUCGGAGUGCUCAGUACCGAGAAUCGAAAGGUCUGGUCACACUUGCGAGAUCUGUUAACAAGGGACGAAGGUUCCAAUAACGCGGAAUGUCUAAGCAUUGUCGACUCUGCCCUGUUUAUGAUUUGCCUGGACUAUACCGAGCCGACCAAUGUCUCUCAGCUUGCCGGCAACAUGCUCUGUGGCACUAGUGUAGUGGAGCGUGGUGUCCAAGUCGGGACCUGCACCAACAGAUGGUAUGACAAGCUCCAGAUUAUUGUCUGCAAAAACGGCAGUGCCGGCAUCAACUUCGAGCACACUGGCGUGGACGGGCAUACUGUCCUCCGCUUCGCGAGUGACGUCUAUACCGACACCAUUCUGAGGUUUGCAAAGUCCAUCAAUGGUCAAGCGCCAACGCUGUGGACAAGUCAGAGCCCGGACCCGUCGAAGCGAGACCCCGAUAGCUUUGGUGAUGUGAGCACCACUCCGCACAAGCUCGAGUGGGACAUGAUCCCCGAGCUGCAGAUCGCCUUGCGCUUCGCGGAGACACGACUGGCGGAUCUGAUCAACCAAAAUGAGUUUCAGACGCUAGAUUUCGCUGGUUACGGGAAGAAUUUCAUCACAUCCAUGGGCUUCUCGCCUGAUGCUUUUGUUCAAAUGGCUUUCCAAGCUGCAUAUUAUGGUCUGUAUGGCCGUGUCGAGAACACGUACGAACCUGCCAUGACCAAGAUGUUCUUCCAUGGUCGGACCGAGGCCAUUCGGACGGUGACGCCUGAAUGCGUCGAGUUCGUCAAAACAUUUUGGGCAGACAACGCUGCGCAGAAGAAGGUCGAUGCGCUUCGAGCGGCGACACAGAAACAUACCGCCAUCACUAAAGAAUCAAGCAAAGCACAGGGCUCAGACCGUCAUCUGUACGCUCUCUACUGUGUUUGGCAACGCAAGGUGAAUGAUGAGUCGGCCGAAAUUGGCAGCACUGCUGGAUUCAGCUCGAAUGGCUAUUCUAGUCCCACCGAUGUGAGCGACUUCGGCAGCCCGAAACGUCUCGAGGAGUCGUCUUCACCUAUCGGCCGUUCUCGGACUGGAACCGAGUCCAGCCGGUCACCGGCGCCAGCUCUACAGCAGAUGCCAGCCCUGUUCAGUGAUGCCGGGUGGGACAAGAUCAACAACACCAUCAUCAGUACCUCCAACUGCGGCAAUCCAUCACUGCGCCACUUCGGCUUCGGGCCAACCUCCGGAGAUGGUUUUGGUAUCGGGUACAUCAUCAAGGACGACACUAUUUCAAUUUGUGCCAGUAGCAAGCACCGGCAGACCCAGCGUUUCGUAGACAGUCUAGAGUCGUACUUGAACGAAAUCCGCCGCCUCUUGAGGGCUACCAAAACGAAAGACGCUGCGGCCUCCAAAAUCACCCGAGCCCGAGAGGCAGAAGAAAAGGCGGGCAAGGACGGCCGCCUCAAGUCUCGCGGCCGGAUUAUCAAGACUGAAGCUUCCAAAGUCGAUGGCUUCCAGACUCCUACGAGCUUGGACACGGCAGAGGUGGAGGAUGAUGGUUUGGGUGGAUAUGGCUUCUUCGACGCUGGCAUGCUGUUACAAGCACUCAAAAAGGACCAACCCAAACCCUCAGAACAAAUUGCGCAAAGGAGGAAAGCUGUGGGCAAGAAGCUUGCUUUGAGCGAGUACUAG